Molecule: messenger RNA, 678 nt
Organism: Rotaria sp. Silwood2
Lineage: Eukaryota; Metazoa; Rotifera; Eurotatoria; Philodinida; Philodinidae
Source: the annotation of a GenBank genome assembly
AUGCAUGAAUCUUCAUUUCCAUCCGAAUCAUCAUGUAAUAGUGAUGAUGGUAUUCAUUUAUUUGUUAAUCCUAAUAAUGGUUUAACUCUUUCAACUGAUCGUUCUCAAUCAUCUCAUUUACUUGAUCCAAUACUUCGUUUACGUACAGUGAUCAGUUUAGGAAGUUUUACAAAUUUAUUAUGGACACAAGAUGGAAAUUAUAUUUUAUAUCCAUCAAACGAAAUUGUUAUUCAAAUGCAUAUUGAUACUCAACAACAAUUAUUUUUUAUUGGACAUACUGAUAAAGGUAGUGCUAUUGCAUUUAAUGGAAAUUCUUCAUUAUUAGCAACAACACAAGUUGGACCAAAUGAUAUUCUUCAUUUAUGGAAAUUUGAAAUACGUCGUUGUAUUUGUGUUGUUCGUGUAUCAGGUACAUGUAAUUUACAUGCACUUGAUUUUGAUAUUCGAAACUUAACUGAUUCACCUUUAACUCUUGUUAUUGUUGGUCAUGGUUCAAUUGAAUUAUUAUGUCGUACAACAACAGAUGCAUCAACAACACAUAUACGUUUUGUACCAUAUGAUUCAACAAGAUGUAUUUCAAUUGGUUUAGAUAAUAUACGUUUUUGGCUUAUUAAUAAUGGAAAUGAUUUAAAAUCAAUGAGUAUAUCAAUUGUUAGAAUAUACAGAUUUACAAUUUGA